GACGUCAAACUGUGCUGAAGUGCGAGCUGAAAUCGACGUCAAGGAAAUUAUUGAUUAAUUCAGUUUCGUUGUGAAAAAGUGUUUCGGCUGCUUGCGAGAUGUUGAAUUAGUUGCAAAUUCUGGGCACUGGACGCGCGACCACAACAACACACUCUUGAAAACUACCAACCCAACACAUAGCUAGACGCCUCAAUUUGUAGGCGUGGCAGCUGGACAUUCGCGAUGGCCGACAGCGAAUUCGAGGAGUUCCGCAGGCCCAUCUUUGAGCCACAUGCCAUAAGCAGCACCACAUUCGGCAAGAAGAAAACCACACAUGCAUUUUACUCUCUAACACCGAACGAUGAUCUUGAGGAUUCGAAUUCAUCCAAAAGCGAUGGCUCCGACCAGGAGGACGGCAUUGCCGAUAGCAAGCUGCAGCGUCAGGUGGAGGAUGAUGAGUUGGGCGACGGCCUAAAAGUCACACUCUCCUCGGAUGGCUCACUCGAUACAAACGACUCGUUCAACUCGCACAGGCAUCAUCCAUUGAAUCACCAGGAUGCCAUUGGUGGCUUCAUUGGCAUCAACGGGCUGGCCUCAGUUGCUGCUGUCGCGGGGCCAGCUGUUGGCCCAGUAACCAGCACGGAGCAGCUGUUGACACCCAGCGCUGCGGCAACGCGACGUCGCCGCAAGUUGCCGGAGAUACCCAAGAAUAAGAAAUCUUCCAUUUUGCAUAUUUUAGGUGGCUCCAAUGCCUGCACCCUAGCGGAUGAGUUUCGCAUGGGAGCAGCAGCUACAGCUACAGCUGGAUCGGCAGCUGGAGUGGGAGUUGGGGCGGCUGGCUCCUUGGUGGCGCCGCGUACAAAUCAGCAGCGCUCGUUUCUAACGCUCAAAUGCGGCUAUCUGCUGGACGAGGACUCCAGCCCGGACUCGGAGCGUUUGCAGAGCCUGGGCGAUGUGGACAGCGGUCAUAGUACGGCGCAUUCGCCCAACGAUUUCAAGAGCAUGUCGCCGCAGAUCACGUCGCCGGUGUCGCAGUCCCCAUUUCCGCCGGUCUUUGGCGGCGUGCCCUUCGGCCAGCUGGAGAUGCUGGAGGCGACACACCGUGGCCUGCACAAGUUUGUGCCGCGACACCAUGACGAGAUCGAGCUGGAGAUCGGCGAUGCCAUCUAUGUGCAAAAGGAGGCCGAGGACUUGUGGUGCGAGGGCGUCAAUUUGCGGACCGGCCGCCAGGGCAUCUUUCCCUCGGCCUAUGCCGUCGAUUUGGAUUACAACGAGUUCGAUCCGACCGUGCAGCUGGUCAAGAAGGAGCGCUACCUGCUCGGCUACCUCGGCUCCGUCGAGACACUCGCCCACAAGGGCACCGGCGUCGUCUGCCAGGCGGUCCGCAAAAUCGUCGGCGAAUACGGCAACUCGCCCACGGGACAAACGUGCAUUCUGGAGGUAUCCGAUCAGGGUCUACGCAUGGUCGAUCGCUCGGCCCCAAACAACAAAAAGGAGAAGAAGCCCUGCAUCGAUUACUUCUACUCGCUGAAGAACGUGUCAUUCUGCGCCUUUCAUCCACGCGAUCAUCGCUUCAUUGGCUUCAUCACAAAGCAUCCGACAGUGCAGCGAUUCGCCUGUCACGUCUUCAAGGGCAACGAGUCCACCAGGCCCGUGGCCGAGGCUGUUGGUCGCGCCUUUCAGCGUUUCUAUCAGAAGUUUAUCGAGACGGCUUAUCCCAUCGAGGACAUCUACAUUGAGUAGAGAGCGCGAUCGCGAUCGCGAUGCUUUAAAGGAAAAACAAACAAAAACAAUACUUCAAAAAAAAUACCAUAUAUAGUCUAUAUUUUUUGUGUGAUUAUUAAUAUAAAUCAACAAAAUUGUUUGGUCUUC
This is a messenger RNA of Drosophila montana, 1851 nucleotides long. It is a transcript of the gene Aplip1, whose product is annotated as JNK-interacting protein Aplip1. Lineage: Eukaryota; Metazoa; Arthropoda; Insecta; Diptera; Drosophilidae. Gene Ontology annotation, molecular function: JUN kinase binding; MAP kinase scaffold activity. The transcript has 5 exons. Gene Ontology annotation, biological process: regulation of JNK cascade; JNK cascade. The record is from RefSeq and is a predicted model, not a curated record. Gene Ontology annotation, cellular component: cytoplasm. The coding region runs from base 223 to 1722 and encodes 499 amino acids.